Helobdella robusta is the source of this 2102-nucleotide messenger RNA. RefSeq lists its product as hypothetical. NCBI's taxonomy places the organism in Eukaryota, Metazoa, Annelida, Clitellata, Rhynchobdellida, Glossiphoniidae. Gene Ontology annotation, molecular function: proton-transporting ATP synthase activity, rotational mechanism; ATP hydrolysis activity; ATP binding. Gene Ontology annotation, biological process: proton motive force-driven mitochondrial ATP synthesis; proton transmembrane transport. The record is from RefSeq and is a predicted model, not a curated record. The transcript is spliced from 11 exons. The coding region runs from base 32 to 1600 and encodes 522 amino acids.
UAUCCGGUUAAAUUAUCGGCCAUUAAACAAAAUGCAGGCUGCUCUUGGUCGUUGCGCUUUCAGAACUCUCCGUUCCGUACGCCCGACUGGGGUUAAUUUGCAGAAAUCUGCGGCUUGUCUACACACGACAUCAAAGGACAAUGCCACAGCUCCAGCCGGCCAACCAGCAGCCAAAGCCAUAGCCAAAGGAAAGAUAGUGGCAGUCAUUGGUGCUGUUGUUGAUGUACAGUUUGAUGAUGAGUUGCCCUCAAUUUUGAAUGCUCUUGAGGUUGAGAACAGGAAACCACGUCUAAUCUUGGAAGUCGCUCAACAUUUAGGCGAGAAGACAUGUAGGACAAUUGCAAUGGAUGGUACGGAAGGUCUCAUCAGAGGUCAGGUCUGCACAGACACUGGCGCUCCAAUCAGGAUUCCCGUGGGUCCUGAAACACUCGGACGUAUUAUCAACGUUAUUGGUGAGCCCAUCGAUGAGCGUGGUCCAGUCAAUGCCAAACACUUUGCAGAAAUUCACGCUGAUGCCCCCGAGUUUGUUGAGAUGAGUGUGGAACAGGAGAUCUUGGAAACUGGUAUCAAAGUUGUAGACAUGUUGGCUCCAUAUGCCAAGGGAGGAAAGAUUGGUUUGUUUGGUGGUGCUGGUGUAGGCAAGACAGUGUUGAUUAUGGAGUUGAUCAACAAUGUUGCCAAGGCUCAUGGUGGCUAUUCGGUGUUUGCCGGAGUAGGAGAGAGAACAAGAGAAGGAAAUGAUUUAUACCACGAGAUGAUCAUGUCCGGAGUCAUUGACCUCAAGGGUGACAAGUCAAAGGUGUCACUGGUGUAUGGUCAGAUGAAUGAGCCCCCAGGUGCCAGAGCUCGUGUUGCCCUGACAGGUUUGACAGUGGCUGAAUAUUUCAGAGAUAAAGAAGGCCAAGAUGUGCUGCUCUUCAUUGAUAACAUUUUCAGAUUCACUCAGGCUGGUUCAGAAGUAUCAGCUCUGUUGGGUCGUAUUCCAUCAGCUGUGGGUUACCAACCUACCCUGGCAACUGACAUGGGUACUAUGCAGGAGAGAAUCACCACAACCAAGAAGGGGUCCAUCACCUCUGUGCAGGCUAUCUAUGUACCUGCUGAUGAUUUGACUGACCCUGCCCCUGCCACAACAUUUGCCCACUUGGAUGCCACCACUGUACUCUCCAGAGGUAUUGCUGAGUUGGGUAUCUACCCAGCCGUCGAUCCUCUCGACUCAACUUCUCGUAUUCUCGAUCCUAACAUUGUCGGCCAGGAGCACUACAGUGUCGCUCGUGGUGUACAGAAGAUUCUACAGGACUACAAGUCCCUUCAGGAUAUUAUUGCCAUCUUGGGUAUGGAUGAGUUAUCUGAAGAUGAUAAACUGACAGUGGCACGAGCUCGUAAAAUCCAGAGGUUCCUCUCACAACCUUUCCAGGUGGCCGAGGUGUUCACUGGAUCAGAGGGUAAGUUGGUUCCAUUGAAGGAGUCCAUCAAGGGAUUCAAAAUGAUCCUUAAUGGUGAGAUGGAUCAUCUGCCUGAAGUUGCUUUCUACAUGGUUGGUCCAAUUGAAGAGGUCAUCCAGAAAGCUGAUAGGCUGGCUGAAGAAAGGAAGAAUAAGUAGAAGACAAAAGAUGACAAGAUAACUAAGAUUUUCAAUUCAGAACACUAUAUAUAUAUAGUAAAUUAAAAUAAAUUAUGAUAAUUUCCUCCUUGAAACUAACAAUGAGGUUGCCAUUAGAAACAUGUUUAUAAUUUGUAUCAUAGCCUACAUCACACUAUUUGAAAGAUGGUAUGAGGAUUGAGCCUGAAUGGUAAGAAUAAGAACUGGUAGAUAAUGGUCGGUGAUUGAGUUUAUUUAUGUUUAUUGUUUGUUUUAUAUGCUGAGUGUUAGAAUAAAGAUGUUGGAUCGAUUCCAAGUAUUGGUUGGAGAAUAAAAAAUUUAAAUUGAUUUUUAGUGCUGUCUGCAACAGGUUGUCUAGCAACGUCUUAAAUCCUGGUUAAACAUGUUAAAUACUGGUUAAAUGUUAUUUAUUACAGUAGAAACAUUGUAAAAAUUUAUACAAAAUAAUCUGUUUAGUCGAAAAGGCAAUAUUAGUAAAAUGGAAAUUUAUUAGUUGCUGAAA